AGUGAGCGUCUCGCGGGCCACAGGAGGAAGAUGGCAGUGGAGUCGCGCGUCACCCAGAAGGAAAUUAAGAAGGAGCCAGAGAAGCCAAUCGACCGGGACAAGACGUGCCCUCCGCUGCUGCGCGUCUUCGCCGUCAACAACGGGCGCCACCACCGACUGGAUGAGUUCUCUCGCGGGAACGUGCCUUCUAUCGAGCUGCAGAUCUACACCUGGAUGGAUGUUACCUUGAAAGAAUUGACUAGUUUAGUAAAAAAAGUCUACCCAGAAGCUAGGAAGAAGGGCACGGACUUCAAUUUUGCGGUUGUUUUUACGGACAUUAAAAGACCUGGCUAUCCAGUAAAGGAGAUUGGCAGCACCAUGUCCGGGAGAAAGCGGACUGAUGAUUCCAUGACCCCGCAGUCGCAGAAGUUUCAGACAGGAGAUUAUCCGGAUCUGGCAAUCAUCCCUCUGGAUCGGGCACCACCUCCUUCAGGGCGUGUGAGACCGUAUUAA
Pteronotus mesoamericanus is the source of this 492-nucleotide messenger RNA. RefSeq names its product histone deacetylase complex subunit SAP18-like. Gene Ontology annotation, biological process: negative regulation of DNA-templated transcription. Gene Ontology annotation, cellular component: nucleus. The transcript has a single exon. The record is from RefSeq and is a predicted model, not a curated record. Lineage: Eukaryota; Metazoa; Chordata; Mammalia; Chiroptera; Mormoopidae. The coding region runs from base 31 to 492 and encodes 153 amino acids. Gene Ontology annotation, molecular function: transcription corepressor activity; transcription factor binding.